Messenger RNA from Olea europaea var. sylvestris, 1733 nucleotides. Its product is annotated as pantothenate kinase 1. Gene Ontology annotation, biological process: coenzyme A biosynthetic process. Gene Ontology annotation, cellular component: cytosol; nucleus. The record is from RefSeq and is a predicted model, not a curated record. Lineage: Eukaryota; Viridiplantae; Streptophyta; Magnoliopsida; Lamiales; Oleaceae. The transcript is spliced from 10 exons. Bases 263 to 1477 code for a protein of 404 amino acids. Gene Ontology annotation, molecular function: ATP binding; pantothenate kinase activity.
GCCCUUGUCCUAAAUAUUAUAAUGUGGAAAGCGAUUGAUAAGUAAUUGAAUAUUGAGGAUAAAGACGCCAUUUUAUCACGCUUUGAAUUCUUCGUCUGGUGGAAUUUAAUUUUUUUUUGGUUUUCUGACCUAAGUCAGCAGCCUCUUUUGACGAAUCUAUGUAUAAAAAUAUAGAUAGAGACUUGUAUAUAUAGAUAUGGAGAGGCGAAAUUGAUUGAGCGUAAAUUACAAGAUUGGGAGGAGAAGAAAAGAGGAGGAAAAGAUGGAGAGGGAUGGAUUUGAAAAGAAUUUGGGGGAGAAGGAAUUGAGAAAAUCUGUUGAUGAAGUUUCAAAUCUUGCUCUUGACAUUGGAGGCUCUCUCAUUAAGAUGGUGUAUUUCUCAAGAAACAGUGAUAGCUCUGUUGAUUGCUCUUCCAAUGGAACCUUGAACAAUAGUAUCCUAAGUGGGAGGCUUCACUUUGAAAAGUUUGAAACAAGAAUGAUCGACGAUUGGAUAAAAUUUUUAUCUACCAAGCAGUUUCGAUUCUGUGGUAGUCAGUGCAAUCAGGCUUCUGCCAAUGAUACAAAUAUUAUUAAGGCCACAGGUGGUGGGGCAUUUAAAUUUGCAGAUUUGCUUAAGGAAAAGCUAGGAAUUAUUCUCGACAAGGAAGACGAGAUGGAUUGUCUUGUUACUGGAGCAAAUUUUCUGCUCAAGGCGGUGCAUGAUGAAGCUUUCACAUAUAUGAAUGGUGAAAAGGAGUAUGUUCAGAUUGACCAGAAAGAUUUGUAUCCUUAUCUCCUUGUCAAUAUUGGAUCUGGGGUCAGCAUGAUCAAGGUAGAUAGUGAUAGCAAGUUUGAGCGAGUCAGUGGAACAAGUGUGGGUGGCGGUACAUUUUUGGGCUUGGGAAAACUUUUGACGAAGUGUAGAAGUUUUGAUGACUUGUUAGAGUUGAGUCACCAGGGAAACAAUCGUGAGAUAGACAUGCUAGUGGGGGACAUAUAUGGUGGAAUGGACUAUUCGAAGAUUGGCCUAGCAUCGACAGCUAUUGCUUCUAGUUUUGGCAAGGCAAUAUCCAAAGAACAAGAGCUUGAAGAUUAUAGACCUGAAGACAUAGCCAGGUCCCUGUUAAGAAUGAUUUCAAAUAACAUUGGACAGAUAGCAUACUUGAAUGCGCUACGCUUUGGACUCAAGCGGAUAUUUUUUGGAGGAUUUUUCAUUCGUGGCCAUGCUUACACAAUGGACACGAUUUCUGUUGCAGUUAAUUUCUGGUCAAAAGGUGAAGCUAAAGCUAUGUUUUUGCGGCACGAAGGAUUUCUUGGGGCUUUGGGAGCAUUUAUGAGCUAUGAAAAGAAUGAUCCUGCAGACGAGGCUUCCCAUCAAAUAGUCAAACAAUUCCCUAAUGGUUCGUACUGCAUUGAAGAUGGAUUUCAAAGCUCAGAUUCUACAAAUGCAAGUGAUGAUGGUUGUAUAACAUGUCGACUGCAAGUUACCAAAUGAAAGUUUCUUUUACUAAACUGGGCUCCAGGUAAGUAUAGUAGACAAGGCAAUUCCUGGUUUCUUCAUUAAGUUAAGACGUGCCCAAACAUUUAUGUAUAUAGAAAGGAUUUUUCAAGGAUUGAAGAUUAAAAGAAUUAGAAGAAGUAAAGUAUCUUCUUUUUGUGUUUAGACUAGUUGCAAUGUCUACUUCAAGUUACUGUAUGUUGAAAAACUUUGUCAAUGCAAUAAUGAUAAUAAAAAUUGUUUACCAUAUAAA